This is a messenger RNA of Clonostachys rhizophaga, 981 nucleotides long. Lineage: Eukaryota; Fungi; Ascomycota; Sordariomycetes; Hypocreales; Bionectriaceae. The record is from the annotation of a GenBank genome assembly.
AUGGGCGCAAAGCUCCACGGCCUCCGUGUUGCGGUCUGGGGUGAGGCUCCGGAGACGCCAGAGGAGCGCAAGACGAAGACACUGACAGUCUUGCGGACGUAUUGCUGCGUCGCUUUUUUCUUCAAUUACCUCGACCGCGCUGUGCUCGGGAACGCCUACGUCUCUGGGAUGAAGGAGGACGUCAAUCUCACAGGCAAUCAGUACAACAUUUUGGUCACUUGUCUUUCCGUCGGCUACAUUAUCGGACAGGUCCCUCACGGACUUGUGAUCCAGAAAGUCGCUCCCAGGAUCUGGUUUCCGCUGAUGACGGUGGUCUGGGCGCUCCUGACCAUGGCAUGCGCCGCAACUAAAAGUUUCUGCCUGGCCAUCAAACUAGGCGCCAGCCUCCCGGAACUCCCCUCAGUGCACGUCAGCCUCGGAGCCCUCUCCUGGUCCUGCAUACUCAAGACCCGAAGUUCCUCUGUCGAGGAAUACGCCAGAAGCGGAACAGCCAAACUUCUCGCCCCCGUCAACUGGCGGCCCCGCGCGUUCGCGGACCAGACGGAGGGGUUCUAUGGGAAUGGCGCCCUGAAUGUCAUCUGCGAGAUGCCGGCUUCGACCAUCCGACAGGCUGCGUCAGACUUUUACGUUCUCGGACAGAUAACGACUGGGCUCGACGAAUCAUUCUCCCACGUCGACGAGGAAUUUGUGACCAAGCGGCUUAAGCUGUUCAAGGCAGCUGAUCCAAAGGGGACGUAUAUCAAUAUGGACUUUAACGACGAGGCGCAGAUUGCAUUCAACACGUGGCGAUACUUUGUCGCGGAUACAGUAUGGGGAUUACCUGGGCUGGACGUGACUGACAGCAGCGGGAAGCCGACAUGUGUGAGGAAGUUUCAGAAGGGGAGAUCUAGCAGGAAGUCACGAAAGGAGAGGUGGAGCAGCCUCACAGGGGACUCUGCCGAUGGUGGGAUGCUCAGGACCGAAUGUAGCAGUGCCUCCUAG